AUGUCUUCGACUACCUCCGACGAAUCUAAUGAAAAUGAACCAUCCGAAAAACAGCAAAGAUUUCCCGCAAUUCUUAUAAUUGGAGAAAAAUCAGGCGAAGUCCAACCAUAUCCAAUUAAAAUAAAUGAAAUAGAUUACAUUUUAAUUGAUACUCCGGGUUUAAUACCAUCUGAUGAGCAAUCAAGUCGUGAUUCAAGUCGUGACAUUAUAUCACAAAUUGAUGAAUUAAUUCAAAAAUCAAACAGAAUGUCUAAAGCUCAGAAAGAAAAUUUUCGCCAAAUUAUAAAUGCUUAUUGGAACAUUAUAAUAAUAGUAUUCACAAAACGUACACAGGAUCAAACAACUUCAAGGCAAUAUAUGGAAACAACAUUUGAUACUGAAUUAAGAAGAACUGUUGGUAAACGUGGUAUAAUUACUGGUC
Molecule: messenger RNA, 421 nt
Organism: Racocetra fulgida
Lineage: Eukaryota; Fungi; Glomeromycota; Glomeromycetes; Diversisporales; Gigasporaceae
Source: the annotation of a GenBank genome assembly